AUGGACGGCAACCUCACGGCCUUUGAAGAUAUUUUGGGAACCUGCGAGCGGCUGCUCAGGACGCCCAUCCCCCUCAGCUACACCAGGCACACGAGCCGCUUCCUGGUGAUCUGGCUGGCGCUGCUGCCCUUCACCCUGUUCGGCUCCCUCGGGCUCGCCACGCCGCCGCUGUGCCUCAUGAUUGCGUUCCUCCUCCUGGGGAUCGAGGAGAUCGGGGUGAGCAUUGAGGAGCCGUUCUCGAUCCUGGCGCUCGAGGCCGUCUGCGACUCGGCCACAAACAACGUCCGGGAGCUCCAGGCGCAGUAUACCGGCGAUGACGUCACCGGCGAUGACGUCACCAGCGGGCAGGCUUCGGCGCAGCCGCGGCCGCGCCGCCCGGUCGCGGCGGCGCUGAUGGUCGCGAUUGGAGCUGCGGAUGACUCGCUGAACUCUGUCACAGAUGUGACGGUGCAGGCGCGGACGCGCAACCUGCGCGUCCGAUCCAGCGCGUCCCGCAUGCCCUGA
Monoraphidium neglectum is the source of this 504-nucleotide messenger RNA. RefSeq lists its product as hypothetical. Gene Ontology annotation, molecular function: chloride channel activity. The record is from RefSeq and is a predicted model, not a curated record. Lineage: Eukaryota; Viridiplantae; Chlorophyta; Chlorophyceae; Sphaeropleales; Selenastraceae. The coding region runs from base 1 to 504 and encodes 167 amino acids. The transcript has 5 exons.